Messenger RNA from Dentiscutata heterogama, 1146 nucleotides. NCBI's taxonomy places the organism in Eukaryota, Fungi, Glomeromycota, Glomeromycetes, Diversisporales, Gigasporaceae. The record is from the annotation of a GenBank genome assembly.
AUGAGGUGCAUUACCGGUGAUGAAGUAGGACUAGUUAAGGUAUUUACUAUACCAAAUGAUUAUGAGCUAAAUCCCCUAAAUGAGGAGGCUCCUCCGGAAUUAACUAUGGGAAAAGUUCGUCGUGAGCAAGGUAUACAAUAUAUGUGUCAAGCAAAGAUUUUUAAUGGACGAAACCAGAUCGUAGUCGCGCGUAAUAGUGGUUUAGUACAAAUCAUUGAGCCGUACAAAGAUGGUAAAAUGUUCAAAAUUUAUAAAGAAUUUAUCAAUAAAGAGGUUGCUGCUGAUGUCCCUAAAAGGAGUAAAAAGUUUCCAUCGAAAUUUACUGGCCUAUUCGCAAAUAAAAACGUCUUAGUGACAUGUGUUAGCGGUGGCACAAUUCGGUAUCAACCCAUCAAUUCUGGCGAUUUUAACAAUCCUUCAUAUAUAGAUAAAACCAUUGAUUACGCGUCGAAUUUGUGUUGUUUGAGAGUACAUCCAAAAGAAAAUAAUAUAUUUGCAUGCGGAGGAAGAGAACGUGAUUUGUCUUUAUGGGAUAUAAACUGCACUCCUGGUUCAAUUAUUACAAAAAAUAAAGAAUCAAAGAACGGAAUGAUUUGGAAUGGGAAAAACGUAAAAAGUGACUUUGUAGAUUUGCGAGUUCCGAUCUGGAUUACUGAUAUACAAUUCUUAGACGAACAAAGGACAACAAAGAUUUUAACUGGAACGAAAUACCAUCAGGUACGAUUAUAUGAUAUUAAAGCGCAACGUCGACCUGUGUUUGAAGCAAGCGUUGGCCAUAAGGCGGUUGUUUCGCUAAUCGUAGGGCAAAAUCCAAAUGAAGUCAUUUUUUCUGACACUGUUGGUAAUAUCUUUACUGUGGAUCUUAGGAAUGGGAAAAAUGUAGGACAAUACAAAGGCUAUCCCAAAGGUUCAUUUAAUUCUUCUUAUUAUAUCAUUUCCUCGUCUUUAGUUACUGUUAGUGCGGAUCGAUUCCUACGUGUACAUAAAAUAGGCGAGUUCCAUGAACAGAGAUAUAAAGUAUAUCUAAAUCAUAAGCUUACAUGCGUGUUGGUUAAUGACGACGAUGAGCCAAUCGUAGAAGAGACGGCUGAUUUAGAUGAUAAUAGACCACGGGCGAAAAGAAGAAAAACUAAGUCAAAUGAAUGA